Nematolebias whitei (Rio pearlfish) is the source of this 1488-nucleotide messenger RNA. It is a transcript of the gene reep3b, whose product is annotated as receptor accessory protein 3b. Gene Ontology annotation, biological process: endoplasmic reticulum tubular network organization. Gene Ontology annotation, cellular component: endoplasmic reticulum tubular network; cytoplasmic microtubule; endoplasmic reticulum membrane. The record is from RefSeq and is a predicted model, not a curated record. Lineage: Eukaryota; Metazoa; Chordata; Actinopteri; Cyprinodontiformes; Rivulidae. Gene Ontology annotation, molecular function: microtubule binding.
AGGAACUAGGCAGCAAACCAGCGACGUGGAAAGAAGACCGAGUCUUCGUGAAAACACGGGAGUUACGUUGGAAAUGUCUUUCGUCCUGGAGUUGUGACUCCUCAGGGGAACACUGGGGCAGGAAGUGGUUUGGAGCUAACCGCUACCUCGGGUUUGGCUGAAGAUCCCAGCUGAGCUGUGGAGCUGAUCGGUGCCGACCUCACCUUUACUGGCACGGCUGCACACACCGAAGGCCAAAGACAUGGUGUCGUGGAUCAUUUCCAGAUGUGUUGUGUUCCCUCUGUACUAUGAGCUGAAGAUAGCUUUUGUAGUUUGGCUGCUGUCCCCCUACACCAGAGGAGCAAGUCUUAUUUACAGGAAAUGUCUGCACCCCCUGCUGUCAUCAAGAGAGAGAGAAAUCGAUGACUACAUUGUGCAAGCCAGAGAGAGGAGCUAUGAGACGAUGGUGAACUUUGGAAAGCAGGGACUGACCAUUGCAGCCACUGCUGCCGUCACCGCUGCUGUUAAGGGCCAGGGCGCCAUCACAGAGAAGCUGCGGAGUCUGAGUAUGCAUGACCUGACCCAGAUAGACCAGCAGGAAGACCGAGGAGACCUGCUGUACCAGUACAGCUCCCGCUCUGCUAACCCAGCCAUCAGGAGGUCGCAGACCAUCAACCCUGCUGCUAGAGAUGAAUACUAUUACGAGCAGGAGGAGAGGACGGAUGAGGACGCCGAGCCGACCUUCUCAGAGGACGAGGCCGUCACUCAGAAAGGACUGAGGCGUUCGCAGAGUGUCAAGAUCACAAGAUCGAAGCUCCGCAAAGACCCUCGUUAUGGAUCACUGAAGAUUAAAAGUAAGAAGAGACCAACCGUGAGCUCAGCCAACUACGCACCCUGAACGGAGCACCGCUCACACACACAUGGAGCAGAGCAGCCUGCUGAUUGGUGGACGCUGCUGUCAGCUGACUUUUCCCUCUGCUCAGGUUUUUCAUAUCUGCUGACAUCUAAAUUACCCAAUUCAUCCAAAACCAGCAGCUGUCUGAGAUGUUGGUGGACGAGUGUUUUUAUUUGGGCUCUUUAUAAGGUGCACAUGACCAAUCGAACAUGGAGCUGGUGUCAUGCUGACGUCUUUCAUUACAAUUAUAAAAAUAUGCGUGUUUAGUCUUAACAUAUGUUUGUUGUCUUUGUAUCGUUUAAUGCAAGUUCACACUUGUUAACGAGUUGUGUAACUUCACAGGUGGAGGCUAUAUGCUUCAUUAAAGCUCGAAUCACUCUUGGAAAACAUUUAUAAAUCCAUAUUAGGAUAAGAGAUAAGAACUUUAUUGUUCUUGCAGGAAAUUGUUGACUGGCGACAUUUAGGAAGUCAAAGUUAGUUGAAACUAGGGGUGCACCGAUAAAUCAGCCGGCCGAUUUAUCAACCCCAAUUUCUUUAAUUUGGAAAAUCGGAGAUCGGCCGAUACUUAAAGGAGAAAACGAUUUUACCAACUUUUUUUUGUUUUAACAAUUGUC